Molecule: messenger RNA, 1758 nt
Organism: Rotaria sordida
Lineage: Eukaryota; Metazoa; Rotifera; Eurotatoria; Philodinida; Philodinidae
Source: the annotation of a GenBank genome assembly
AUGCCAUUAAUCAAUUUUCGAAAUAUUCUUUCCUGUUCUAGUGAAGAUCGAAUUCAUUGUGCCGAAAAUUUAUUAAAACCUGAACAAUAUAAAAAAUGGUUAUCAUCGAAAGGUAGUGAUGAACAUAUAACAUGUAUUAUUGAAUUUGAAAAAUCUAGUUUAAUAUCAUCUAUUGAUAUUGGUAAUGAUGGUAGUGCAUUUAUUGAAUUAUUUGUAUCUCGAUCAUCAUCAUCAAAAACAAAUGAUUGGACACUUUUAUUACCAGCAACACUUCUUAUGACACCAAAUGAAUCACGUUCAAAUAUAAAUCGUAAUCAAGUUAAAUUAUUAAAAUCAUCUGAUUUAAAUUCAAUAUGUUUAAAUGAAAAAUGGGAUCGAUUAAAAAUUAUUUGUGAACAAAAAUUUAAUCGUUUAAAUCAAUUUGGUUUAUGUUUUAUUAAAUUAUAUUCACCAUCAUCAUUAGCCGAUGAAACAAAUCAAUCCGAAUUAUUAAAGAAAUCUUCUAUUAUUAUUGAUAAUGAUAAUGAUGAUGAUGAAACUGGUAAAGAACAAAGGAAAAUUGGUUCAUUUUUUGCUAAAAAACAAGCUGAAAAAAAUCUAAAACCUUCUGAACCAAGUGCUAGUGUUCAAAUACGUGCUUUAUCUAGUGUUGCUGAUGAAUUAUUAAGUAGAAAAUCAAUGGAUGAUAAUGAAAUUCAAACAUUAUUAAAAAAGGAUGUUAAAAAUACUCCAAAUCGUUUAUCAAAACGUCGUAUGUCAGAUGAAUUAGAAUCAUCCAUUAAUGAGAAUGAAAUUAAACGAAGCAAAACUCAAGAUAAAACUAAAAUAAUGAAAAAUAUUGUUUUUGUUUUAAGUGGUUUUCAAAAUCCAUUAAGAUCUGAAUUACGUAAUAAAGCAACAACAAUGGGUGCUAUUUAUAAUGAUGAUUGGGAUGAAACAUGUACACAUCUUAUUUGUGCAUUUCCAAAUACACCAAAAUUUACACAAGUUAAACAAACAAGAAAAGGUUUUAUUGUUAAUAAACAAUGGAUACUUGAUUGUUAUAAACAAAAUCAAUUAUUAUCCGAAAAAAAUUAUGAAUUAAAAGGAUCGAAUAAUAAUAGUAAUAUCAUAAAGAAAGAUAAACCAAAUCGAAUAUCAGAAAAAAAUCCAACAAAAAUAAUGAAUUUUGAUGAUGAUAAUGAAGAAGAAGAAGAAAAUGAAGAAUAUCAUUUAUCAAAAGAUGUAACAAGAAAAACACCAAUUAAAAAAAAGAUGUUAACAUUUGAUGAUGAUGAUGAUGAUGAACCUGUAGUUUCAAAAAAUAUUAAACAAAAACCACAAACUAAAAAGAAAAUCACAACUUUUGAUGACGAUGAUGAUGAAAAUGAAGACAGCAUAGUUCCAAAAAAAAUAACUACUUCCGACAAUGAUGAUGUUUAUAAUGCUGAAACUGAUGAAGAUGAACCAGAAACGAAUAAAAAAAUUUUUGAAUUAGCAAAUUUUUUUCAUGGAAAACAUUUUUAUGCAUUCAAUGAUGAUUUUAAUGAUAAUACACUUCGUGAUAUUCGUCGAAUUAUUUACGCUUAUGAUGGAAUAUUAGAAAAACAAACUACAUCAGAUGUUCAAUAUGCUAUUACAAACCGAUUAUGGAAUCAAGAGUUUGAAAAAAUAUCAAAAACAAAUCCCGAAAUAAAAUUUCUUUCACUUGAUUGGUUACAAGAUUGUCAUGAUGAAAAUAAAUUUGUUCCAUGUCAACCCUAUUUAAUUGUACCUUAA